This is a messenger RNA of Aspergillus homomorphus CBS 101889, 1281 nucleotides long. Its product is annotated as putative RNA binding protein Pym. Gene Ontology annotation, biological process: exon-exon junction complex disassembly. The transcript has 3 exons. The coding region runs from base 1 to 1281 and encodes 426 amino acids. NCBI's taxonomy places the organism in Eukaryota, Fungi, Ascomycota, Eurotiomycetes, Eurotiales, Aspergillaceae. The record is from RefSeq and is a predicted model, not a curated record. Gene Ontology annotation, molecular function: RNA binding. Gene Ontology annotation, cellular component: cytoplasm; exon-exon junction complex.
AUGGCCUCCAACAAAACCGGAGGAGUCACCUCGUCCGGCAUCGCUACCAAUGAAUCCACCGGAGAACGCUACAUCCCGUCCUCGACGCGCGCCGACGGUUCCAAGCGUCGCGAAAUCCGUGUCCGCCCGGGCUACCGUCCCCCGGAGGACGUCGAACUCUACAAGAAUCGCGCGGCCGAAGCCUGGAAGAACCGCGGCAAGACCGGCGGUGGGGUUCCGGGGGCUGAGGGCCUCAAACCCAGCGCCGAAGACUCUGGCAGCGCAGCCAGCAACAAGAACGCCAAACGUCGGGAGGCCCGGAAGAAGGCCAAGGCGACUCAGGAUUCUGCGGGCGCAACCAAGGACGUGACACAGAUCGAGAACUGGCGCGCCGCGGCGGCAGCACCCAACGGCGCAGCAAAAAAGGAAGCGGAUAGUAGCGGCGCGGCGAAGCAGCCAACCGAAGAGGCGCUGGACCCCGAGGCGGAGAAUGAGAAGAAGGCCCGCAACCUGAAGAAGAAACUGAGACAGGCGCGCGAUCUGCGCGACAAGAAGAAUCAGGGCGAGGCGCUGCUGCCCGAACAGCUCGAGAAGGUCAUCAAGAUUCAGGAACUCGUUCGCCAGCUCGACGCACUGGGGUUCGAUGCCAAUGGGGACAAGAAGGACGCCUCGGCAGAAGAAGAAAAGGACACAGAAAGUGCGAAGCUACAUCCGCGGUUCGAGUUCGAUGGGUAUUUCAACUUCCAGGACUUCCUCGCGGAUGCGCCGAGCAGCGAUGUCUGCACCGCACGAGCCGGGAUUAUCGAUCUCUGCCCCUGCAUAAGCCUGACAGCACGACACAAGUUCCGCAUCGCCCGCAUCUUGGCUGAUCUGCACAAAUGCGAGGUGUUGAACCACCCAGAUGCUGACAUCGCGCUCACGACCAUAUUGAACCUGAACGCGGGCCGGAAUCGGUUACUUGUCCGCACGCAAUAUCACGUUCGCUUGCGCUGCGGGGCGCAGCUCCCACCCUCCAUGCAACCGUUCUUUGCAUGCCCGCAUCGGAGCUUGCUUUACUUCGCGCAUGCUGGGUCUUGGCACAUGGAUGAGUGCUUGGAGUGUGGCGCGCAGUUUACUCGGGAUGUUGGCCAUCAGUGGAAGCGUGAGGGGUAUUUCACAGUGACGAGGGACUUGGGGGGCACAAGCUGGCCUCCGGACGAGGCAUGGCGGGUGCAAUGUCGGUCUCGGGACCUGGCCUGGUAUCAUGAGUUUUGGAAGGACGAUACGUUUGCUUGUCAUUCUCUUAGAGAUCUCCAGCAUUAA